This is a messenger RNA of Prosopis cineraria, 1333 nucleotides long. RefSeq names its product F-box protein At3g58530. Gene Ontology annotation, molecular function: protein binding. The record is from RefSeq and is a predicted model, not a curated record. Gene Ontology annotation, biological process: SCF-dependent proteasomal ubiquitin-dependent protein catabolic process. NCBI's taxonomy places the organism in Eukaryota, Viridiplantae, Streptophyta, Magnoliopsida, Fabales, Fabaceae. Gene Ontology annotation, cellular component: SCF ubiquitin ligase complex. The transcript has 13 exons. Bases 45 to 1157 code for a protein of 370 amino acids.
UCCUCCCCCCCCCCCCCCCAAUCUCGACUGCAGCAAAGAAAGGAAUGGAAAAAAUAGCUGCGCCGGCGGAAGAUGAUUUCACUUGGAGCAGAGAAACGGUGCCCCGAGUUUUCCUACUUGUUUCCUCCAGAUCAUCUCAAAGAGACCUUAUUUCCCUCUUGCUCGUCAGCCCAUGGAUUUAUCGGAUUCUUACCUCGGCCUCGUCACUUUGGCAGGUACUCAAUUUUCGCGAGAGGAAAAUUGCCGGGAAUCGGCUUAUAGCUGCUCUUUCUCUGCCUAGAUAUCGCAAUGUUAAGCAGAUUAACCUGGAAUUCGCUCAAGAUAUUGAUGACACACAUCUCAUCCUUCUUAAGACUAAGUGUUCAGAUUCUCUUAAAGGCUUGGAUUCCUUAAAUCUGAACGGCUGCCAAAAAAUCUCAGAUGAAGGAGUUGAAGCUAUAACCAGUUGUUGUCCGCAACUGAAAUCUUUUUCCAUCUACUGGAAUGUGAGGUUAACAGAUGCGGGACUAAGGCAUCUAGUGAAAAAUUGCAAAGGCAUAAUUUAUCUGAACAUAAGUGGCUGCAAGGAAGGCCGAGGAAAGCAAGGAAGAAUCCCUUUAGAGAGAAUUCGAGAGUGUAAUAUUUCAGACCAAAGCUUGGAAUUUGUAGCUGAGAAUUAUUCAGAAUUAGAGUCAUUGAACCUGACAAGGUGCAUCAAGCUUACAGAUUCUGGCUUAAAGCAGUUACUAGAGAAAUGUUUGUCUCUUCAGAGUCUAAAUCUCUAUGCUCUGUCUAGUUUCACAGAUGAAGUUUACAAGGAGAUUUCCCUCCUGGUGCAUCUCAAGCUUUUGGAUCUCUGUGGCGCCCAGAACCUUUCAGAUGAAGGUCUUUCCAGCAUUUCUAAAUGCAAGAAUCUUAUAACCCUAAAUCUAACAUGGUGUGUACGUGUGACUGAUGAGGGGGUCAUAUCCAUUGCAAGGAGCUGCACCUCUAUUGAAUCUCUAAGUUUGUUUGGAAUAACUGGUGUGACCGACAAGUCUCUAGAGGCACUUUCAAAAUCCGGUUACAACAAGAUCACAACCCUUGAUGUGAACGGAUGUAUUGGCAUUAAGAACCGGAGCCGCGAAAAGCUGCUUCAGUUGUUCCCAAAUCUAAAAUGCUUUAAAGUGCACAGCUAAUGUGGUGCUUUCCGGAAGUUUCUUGAUGAAAUCUGUCUCGAGACAAGUUAUAUAGGCUAGCGAUACUCCCAAGCAUUGUUUUCUUCGAACAUUCCUGUCUACACAACUUGGAGGAUGAUUAAUCAUGUUGUAUCAAUUUUAUAGUGAAGUCACAACAGUCCGUUUCUAUUGUCAAA